Molecule: messenger RNA, 309 nt
Organism: Salpingoeca rosetta
Lineage: Eukaryota; Choanoflagellata; Craspedida; Salpingoecidae
Exons: 2
Coding region: 1-309 (102 amino acids)
Biological process (GO): transcription initiation at RNA polymerase II promoter; RNA polymerase II preinitiation complex assembly
Cellular component (GO): transcription factor TFIIA complex
Molecular function (GO): RNA polymerase II general transcription initiation factor activity; TBP-class protein binding
Source: RefSeq, a predicted model, not a curated record
AUGUCAGUCAACGACCACUACCGCAAGACAUCGCUUGGGCUUGCUCUGCAAGCUGCCUUGGAUGAGCUUCUUGAGGCGCAGAGCAUCUCGCCGGAUUUGAUGAACCAUGUGUUGGAAAACUUUGACACCACCAUGGUGAAGCGGCUGUCGAAUGUGAAGCACCGGGCCGAUCUCAAGGCGUUGUGUAAGGAGUACAAGAACAUGAAGGAUUUCUGGACCAUCUCGCUCAAGGACUGCAAGUUCACCUUCAGCAAGGCCGAGGAACUGCAUACGGACAAACUCACCGUGUUCACCAGCAAGACACAGUAG